Messenger RNA from Diachasma alloeum, 5727 nucleotides. It is a transcript of the gene Ptp52F, whose product is annotated as tyrosine-protein phosphatase 10D. Gene Ontology annotation, molecular function: protein binding; protein tyrosine phosphatase activity. Lineage: Eukaryota; Metazoa; Arthropoda; Insecta; Hymenoptera; Braconidae. The record is from RefSeq and is a predicted model, not a curated record. The transcript has 19 exons. Bases 957 to 5375 code for a protein of 1472 amino acids. Gene Ontology annotation, biological process: protein dephosphorylation.
UCGGGACACGUUUCAUUGCUUCAUUAGAUUUCCAUUAAUAAUCAUCCCCCGAACCGCAAAUCCCUGUGGAUUUAAAAUAUUGAACCAUUCCGCGAAGAAAAAUCUAAUUAAAAACAUUAAUCCUUAUUUCAUCAUUUAAGAUCUGAAUUAAUUGAAUUAAUUGAAACGAGCUCCGCCAAUUAUUGAUCAUAGUGGAAAAAUAAUUGAUAGUCACGUAAAAUUCCCUCCAAUUAACUCAAAAUGACAAUUAAAAUGUUAUUAUCAACGAAUAUUGGAAGACUUGAAAAAAUUCCACACUUUAUGCUAUCAUUAUUUACGUGAUUAAUAACAUUAUCUCCUCUGACUCACAACAGUGCAAUUCAUACUGCGAUUAAUCUUCAGUUUAAUAAAGUAGUUUGAAAAACGAAGAUUCAUAAUUGUUGAAUAAAAGUGUCUUCGACUUCCUCGAAAAAUUCAAGCGGUACCGGAAGUGCCUUCGGUUGCUGAUAGUGCAAGAGCUGGUUUCCCGGUACGGCCCACACAUCUGCGGUAAUUUUUAAUCGCCAGAUUGUGCACUCGACAGAGUGCGUUAUUAUACUCGAGUUACCGGGCAACAUCGCAAUUGCGUAGAUCGAGGAAAAUAAAAAUUGUGAACAUGACUAUUUUAAGAAGAAGUGACAUUUGAUUAGAUUGAAAUCAGUGACAUUGACAUGAUGAACCGGUGUUGUCUCGAGGAAAUGACGAAUUAAUUGUUGCGUCAAUCUCGCAUUAUCUCGUGGUUAAGGAGUUAUUUUUUAUCGAUGGAAACUAGUUUCAAGUGCAAAUGAGAUUUUCAAAAGCUAGCAAUGGAGUGAAAGAGCGAGAUCCCUCCACGCACGGUUCAGUUUUUUAUUUGGAGUCUUUGUACCCGCGAUACUGUGGGUACACCAGCUUUGGAACGGUUCCCUGCUUUGGAAUGAUUUACUGACACAACAAUCAUGUCAUCCGGCCUCCGACUCUUCCUUCUCCAACUAACCCUGAUUAUUUCAAUUUCCUCUGGAUUACCAACGGCUCAGAAAUGGGAGAACGCGAUAGAAUCCACAACCGAAGAACUGAUCGCUGUCAAUGAAACAAAAGAAUUCAUCUCCACUCCAGAACCAGAAGGAACAAUCGGUGAUGAAACGUCCCUCGCAUCGACAAGUGAAAGAAUACCGGACACCUCAGGAACUUCAUUAACAACGGAUUACACAACGACAUCAAUUCCCUGGGACGUCACAACAUUCUUAAAUGCUGAAGACAUGCUGAUAACUGCGGUGAAGUCGAAGAAGGAAGUGUCAGAAGAAAUGCCUUCGUCGACAAGUGCAUCGACUUCAACCACUGAAUCACCCUGGCAUACGACGCCCUCAGUUACUCCUCCCUCGAUCGACAGCAAAGACUUCCUCUCCGAAAUCGGAAAAACGACUGUCCCUUCAACUUACCACCAGGUUGUUACGAAUGUGAUGGAGAAGAAGACUAAAACAUUUGAGGGAACAGACGAAACCGAUCCGGCGAAAAUUCAACUAUGCAAACCCUCCGUUCCCUCAGAACAUGAGGACUACAACGACGCUCGGGAUUUCUCGAUGACUAUUGAGAGAGCAGAUGAUGGCUCGAGUGACCCCACCAUCACAGACUCGACCGAAACAUCUUUAACAGUCGCCUGGAAGCCACCAACCAGCAACAUCACUGUUUUGUUCUACAUCAUUGCAUGGAGUCGCAGUGGCGCCUCUGGAGAAAUAGCCUGUCGAAGCUCCAACGAGACAUUCAAUCACACCAUCGUUGACCUUCAGCCCUGCACCAAGUACGACGUCAGGGUAACACCUUACACAGAGAACGGCAAAGAGCAGCAACGGGUAGUCUCUGAUUCCACUAGAUUGAAAGUGGAAAAUGACUCCCUGAAUCUCAAGGUAUCAGCCAGGGGCACUGACUGGCUAAAAAUCGGAUGGAAUUUGCCCAACAAUGAUUGCGUAGACAAGUACAUUGUUGGCCGAUGUGAUUCCAACAACUGCACGUCAGUGGACGUCACCGAGACUUCGUACAAUGCCUCUGAGCUACUUCCAUGCAGAAAGUAUAAUUUCACUGUUUCAGUGCAUGGAAAGGCUGUGGAGUAUGGAAGCACCAGUAUCGAUUCUGAAACUAAUUUCUUACAACCUGGGCAACCAUCUCCAGCAUGGUCAGAAGCAGGGAAGCAGUCUCUGCAGGUCUUCUGGACAUCUCCAGUCGGCACCACCUGCGUAAAUCACUACAGAGUGACAUUAUCCCUGAAUGGCAGUUCCAAAAUUACUCAGACCGUCACAGGGAACGAAACGAUAUUUCACAAGCUGGAAUCAUGCCGAGUGUACGAAGUCACCAUCAUUCCAGUGACCAGCUACAACGAGAGUACCCCCGAGGUGUUUCAAUCCAACCGAACAUUUCCAGCAGUCUUAAAUCCACCAGGACUCCCCCAUGACCCUAUCAUCACAAAUCACGCAAUAUCGAUGCAGUGGCGAGUUUACACAAACGAGGACAAUAACUGUGAAGAUACAAUAUUAAUCUUUCGAUGCAACUUUACCCAGGUACGGGGACAUGGGUAUGACGGGUUGAAUGGAACUACCGAGAAAGUAAUAAAAAAUGGAACAAAAAGUGUCCUUGAAAGGGUUCAAAUAGAGGAUUUGUCCCCCUUCACGCUGUAUAGUUGCUACGCUUCUGCUGGAAACUCUCAGGGGAUGAGUGGCGAGAGCUCAGAAGUGUCUGUAGAAACUAAGGAAGAAGUUCCUUCAUCACCAAUGAAUUUAUCAUCAAAUGACCUUAAAGAUACCGAAUUCGUGCUGAAUUGGAAAGCACCGACGAAGCUCCCUGGUACCUUACUAGAUUUCGAAAUAAAACUCAUUGCCUGGUCUCCAAAUAAUACAUUACCUUCUUGGUGUGAAGAACAAAAAGAAACCAGUGAGACUAUUUCGAAGAUCGGUGGGAACGUGUUCUCGUACAAAUAUCAAAACGCUACUCCAUUUUCAAUGCACAAAACGAAGAUUAGAGCGAAAACCAAUGCAGGAUGGGGUAAUUGGAGUGAAGAGGUUUUCGUAGAAACAAGACCUGGAGCACCUGGGCCAGUUUCGUUCCUCAACUACUCAAUAGUUCCAAAUAUCAACGAUCCAGAUAUCUUAGAGUUUACCCUAUUUUGGGGUAAACCUUGCUCAAUCCAUGGAGAGCGAAUCGAGUACUACAACAUCACAGUUAUCGGUGAGAGGAAGAAUUACAAGCCUCACAAUUUUGUAGAAAAAGUGGAGAGCAGUUUACAUGAAUGCAAGAACGAUAUCUGCACGAAGAGAUUGAAAUUAUGGGAGGAAUAUACCUACAUCUUCAACAUAACUGGAAAGGGAAAGGAUUACUCAAAGCUUGGAGAACCAAAUUCUGUUUCGAAAAUGUUCCCUGCGGGAAUCCCUCCACUCCCAGAGGCGAAUUACACCGCUCAGAUAACAAUUGAUCCGUACAAGGCUCGUAGGACAACAACCACAGCGGCGAUCCUUCUGCCAGUGUUUCCAGACACCUACGGAAAAAUCCGCUGCUACGCAAUUAUCGUUGCCAAAUCUGGAUACAAUAACAUGACCCAUGCAAGGAAUGAUCGCAUCAACGGAGAGUGGCCUGAUACGCCCUCGUGGUUGGAAUCCAAGUCCGAGGAUUUUAAGAUACCGUAUCAAGCGAUUAAAUUCUGUGAUGGCGAUCCCUCCUACAUCGUCGACUACGGUAACUUGAAAGCCGUCAAAUACAUCCUGGGAGACGAUACCGAGAAUUGCCCGAAGCUCUCGUCAAAUAGCCAACAAAGAUCCUACUGCAAUGGGCCCCUGGAACCAGAUACCUGGUACGAUGUGAGGAUGCGGGCCUUCACCAACGGCGGAUAUCAAGACUCGACUAUAUUCACUGUAAAAACAAAUGCUGAAAUGAGAGUGGCAGAAGUCAUUGGAAUAAUAUUCGGAAUUUUGUUUCUUGGGAUUCUGACGACGUUGAUGCUGUUGGUACGGAAAUGCUCUGUUCAAGCGGUCUUGAGGAGAUUUCUCCACUCGGACAUGCCAGGAUCACCGGUCCCUGCGCCAUUCACGAGACGAAAAUUCAUCACUCACUGUCAACAGCUCGCGGAUAACCCCGGUAAGCUCAGUAAUGAGUUCCAGUUGCUCCAGACCCUCAGCGUCGACCUUCAGAUGCCGACAAACGCCGCAUGUCUCCAGGCGAAUAGAAAGAAAAAUCGUUACACUGAUAUUCUACCAUAUGAUUUCUCCAGAGUGAAAUUAGAGCAAAUCGACACUGAUCCCAACAGCGACUACAUAAAUGCGUCGUUCAUAAAAGGCUGCAGUGGGGAGGAGGAGUACAUUGCCUGCCAGGGGCCCAAGGAGGAGACGACCUACGACUUCUGGAGGAUGGUCGAUCAAUACGACGUUAAGCUCAUCGUCAUGCUGACGCAGCUCGUGGAGAAGAACAAGGAGAAGUGUCAUCAGUACUUCCCUACCAUGAAGGAGACUUUUACGUACGAAAAUAUGUCUAUCAGGUGUACCACUGAGUUCGAUUACAGGACGUACACUCAGAGGACUCUAGUCUUGCAAAAAGAAAAUGAAAAGAGAACGAUUACUCAUCUCCACUUCAAAGACUGGCCAGACCACGACGUACCUGAGGACUUUGACCCAAUGAUAAACUUCUGUCAAAUAAUUAGACGUUACAUAACAGCCAAUCCUGGCCUUGCUGUGAUUCACUGCAGUGCUGGCAUUGGACGAACCGGAACUCUUAUUGCCAUUGACAUUCUCCUUCAGCACAUUAAGGAGAAUAGGAAACUCGAUGUCUUUGGCACGGUUUAUAGACUAAGGCAUCAUAGGAUUAAUAUGGUGCAGAGAGAAAGUCAAUAUGCAUAUAUUUAUAACUGCAUUCGACAAGUACUGAAGAACCCCUAUUUUUCGAAAACCUAUAAACCUCCAUCAGUAGAUCCAAUAACCAACGUAAACGGCAAGAAGAAGGAACCAGCAAUAACAAAUCUAGUCAGCAGUCUCGAGACUCUGAGGAAGAGCAGUUUGUCAACGUCAGUAGAAUCAGCCGAGCAAAUCUUCCAUUCAUCAUCGUCCACAUCAUCGAGUCCGAAAUCACGAAAUUGUUUGUCGCUGGGGAUUAAAUACUCGAAAUCGACGUCGGAAAUCUGUUCAAAGCCAUUCAGCAAUCAAAUAGUGAGAUACAACACAUUGGAUUACCCCGUCCACGACAUCGAAAAGGAAGGUAAAUCCAGUACAAGUAGUCUCGACGACUCUGACGAAUCAAGUAAUUCGUUUUACGAGAAUCUUCAGCCGAUGCAUCGAUCCAAAUCUGCGCAUUUCGUUAAUGAAGAUCCAACUGUGACUGAGAAACUACUCGACACAUCACUCUAACCCAGAACUGUUCAACUGGCUGUUAAUUACCUCAAAAAUUAUUUUUCUGAAAACAGCAGUGAUGAUGGACCAAAGCCAUUGAGUCUUUCACAAUUUCAUAAAUUAUAUAGUUAUUACUCUUGUAUUAAAAAUUGUAAAUACUACACUAGGAUAAUUACAAUAAUCAUCAUCAUGCUCUUGAUCAGUCACCAAAUGGAGAAUAUGAUGAAUAAUUUCAUUCGUGACUAUAACUAGACAAAAAUUAUUGAACCAACAAAUUCUCACUCAUUCCGAUCUCAUGAUUAUAUUGUUUUAAUGUAAAACAUAAUUUAUAUGUAAUAAAUGAACUAAGAUGAUAAAAUUAAUAUCGAUA